GCGGCGCCAUAAAAAGUUUUCUGGGAACCGGAGCAAGUUCUUGCUCCGAUGCCCCGUUCUAGCAUUGCAAUAGAAUAUACUACCAUCUGUACUUGCUGCUCCGAUGCCCCAUUUUUCUGAAGGUGGACGAGAGGAACUGGCGUGAAGGAUUGACCAGAGGUUGGCUUGCUUUGAUUUUUCUAUAUACAUGUGGGUCCCAUCAUUCUACGGGCUACACCCGCACGUUGUGAGGCCGGUGCCAAAGAAAUAAUUUACCAGGGCAUCGAUGCCCAGUCUACUAUAUUUUAACAUGCCGGGCAAUGGAAGGCCUUAUGGUAGCUACACUGGUGCAGCUACCCUCUGAUCCACUACCACCAGCUUGACACGCCUCCGCACGUAUAUAUUAUAACCGCACGCGGCUAGCAGACGAUCCAUUCAUCCUCACCGGCGUUGGUGAACGCCAGCACGGGCUGCGCGUGCCUCCUCCUCACCGGCAGCGUGCCUCUCGGCGGCGUGCCGGUCAACCGCACGCUCGCCGUCACGCUGCCCAGGGCCUGCAACUCCAUGGCCGUCCCGCUUCAGUGCAAAGAUGCGUCGGCGCAGCUCCCGGCUCCAGCUCCGGGCCCCGUCGCGACCUCGGCGGCAUCUCCCGCCAUGCCCCCGCUGCUGGCGCCGGCGUCGCCGUCGGGAACCACCGUGGCGACCCCACCGGCGGGGAGCCAGAGCCAGGGGCAGACGAGGCCGCAGGUGGCGCCCAGCUCUGCCUGGAGAGACGGUGCUCAUGUGCCUGCGUUGUUCGCAGCGAUCCUCGCAGUUGGAGCCAUGCUGGUUUGAGUUGAGCCGGACAAGAAUUCAACGUUGCUGCUGCAAUACGUGUUUAUUACUAGCAUGUGUUUUAUGUGCUUGUUUGGUAGUAGGAGAGUGUACAUUGGCUCUUUGUAUACACAUUCUUUUGGUUGUGAUUUCAAACAAUAAUAUAUGGAUUGUUGAUUA
Triticum aestivum (bread wheat) is the source of this 972-nucleotide messenger RNA. Its product is annotated as classical arabinogalactan protein 10. The record is from RefSeq and is a predicted model, not a curated record. The transcript is spliced from 3 exons. Lineage: Eukaryota; Viridiplantae; Streptophyta; Magnoliopsida; Poales; Poaceae. The coding region runs from base 544 to 813 and encodes 89 amino acids.